Molecule: messenger RNA, 5888 nt
Organism: Metopolophium dirhodum (rose-grain aphid)
Lineage: Eukaryota; Metazoa; Arthropoda; Insecta; Hemiptera; Aphididae
Gene: sick
Product: protein sickie
Exons: 37
Coding region: 354-5729 (1791 amino acids)
Biological process (GO): nervous system development; neurogenesis
Molecular function (GO): protein binding; ATP hydrolysis activity; ATP binding
Source: RefSeq, a predicted model, not a curated record
CCUAUAGUACGGUGCAGUCCCGCGCGCGCCGGCUCCUUUGCCGCGUCUCUCUACCGGUGUCCGUCCGUGCGGUGUGUGGCGUAUAUUAUUAUCAUCUCAUCGCUGUCCUAUCGUGGACGAUAAUAUUCGACACGAAUGUCGUACCACUCGCAAUAAAUACAGGUACCUCGCACCUGGUCACGUGCUCUGCGGACGAGAAUAUUUGGAUACGCCGAUCGAGGGAUAUUCACUCCAGUCACCUAAUGGCCAACAACCUAAUGGAGAUAACUUGGACACCGUCCAUGAAAAACAAACUAAAAUAAAAAACAUUACUUUUCGUUGAAUGAGCUCGUCAAAGAAAAUUUAUAUCAUCAAUGUCAAUGUCGGGAUGUAUCAGGGUAUCCCGGACGGGAGUCCGAAAUGAUAGCUCUGUGCAGACUCAUCAACAACAGUAUGCUCAGAUAAUUAAGGUGUAUACAGAUUGGGCAAAUCAUUACUUGGAUAAAGCCAAAUCAAAGAAAAACAUUAAAGACUUACAACUAGAUUUGGCUGACGGUGUUCUGCUUACGGAUCUUGUCGAAACAAUUUGCAAUCAUCGGUUGCCGGACGUGAACAGGAAACCAAGGACCCAUUUACAAAUGUUGGGAAAUAUCAAAAGUUGUUUGGACCUUUUGGAGACACUGGGUGUAGCUCUGGAUGGUAUUACAGCCCAUGACGUCAAGGAAGGUAACUUGAAAGCCAUCCUGGGUUUAUUCUUCGCUCUUUCAAAGUACAAACAGAAACAGAAACAACAACAGAAAUCUGAGGGCCCCAAGUCCAGAAUACCUACAGAUAUGAAGCAAUCAAGGCUUCCUGGACCCACCCUACACUCGGGCAGUAUUACGAGUAUACCGACCCCGUUCGCUCAGAGAUUUCAUCAAUUGCAAAAUACACCUGCCGUCAAUAGUCCAUACACUGGAAUCAAGUGCACAUCAAAUAGUAGUUCCAGAUCAACUAGUCCCCACACGUUUAUACCAUCACCAAAAAAUAUCAUUAGGACACCAGUUGCUUCACCUAAAAACACAAAUCAAAAAAAUGGAAUGCUUGUCAAAACUAACAUUGCUAGCCCAUACAGUUCAGCACAAAAAAACAGUGCGUUGUUGGAAAAGUUAAAAGCUUCAAAUCAAAAGGAAAAAUCCAACAAACAAGUAAUCAGUAGUACUAAAAGAACUUCUAGCUCGAGUGGUUUUAGUUCUGCUCGUUCAGAACGUAGUGAUUCAUCAAAUAGUCUUUCAAAUGAACCAAAACCAGUGCUUAGCCUAGAAAAAAAAGAAAAUUCCAUAGAAGUGCCAAAACCAGUAUUAAGAAAAAAAAUUGUACGACCACCUGUACCAUCUGAAUCACGCCUUUCUAAAAUUAGUAUUAAAUCAUCUACACCUCCUAAAUGUGAAAAUCAACAAAGGAAAAGUUUUGAGAUAUUAAAUUCAGAUAAAGAAGACUUAAUUAGUUCAUCCACAAUGGAAUUAUCCCAGAGUCAAUCUAGACUCAGCGGUACUGGAAUUCCAAAACCAGUAGCCACUGUCAAAGGAAUGACAAAACCCACACACUGUGUAGCUCCAAUGCAACAGAUAAAUUCUGAACUUAAAAAAGUUGAUGACCCAUUAGAAAAAAAUAAUGUAAAACCACUUGAUAUAUGUAAUGAACCUAAAAAAUGUGAAAAUACUUCUAGUUUAAUUCUGAAUGAAUUAAAACAUGACAAGCAAAGCUCAUUUACAGAAGAAGACGAUCCAGCAUUAAAUGUAAAACCGAUGGAACCGUUAUUAAGAGGAUACAAAAGAUCAAUUAUUGUACCCCAACACCGGACUAUACCAUCAGAUUUAGGAGUAACUCAAAAUAACUGUAUAAAUGGAAAUUUUCAAGAAAAACGCAUUUCUGCAGAUUCUGAUUAUGGACAACAAUCUUCAGGUUAUGUAUCGGACGGUGAUAUUCUUCAGUAUGAUAUUCAGUCGCGACAAAUUCUAGCUACAGAUCCAGGUUACAUGUCUGAAGGACCAGCAUACAAUGAUUCAAAAUCUUUAAGAUAUCAAAGUUCAAUUAAUAACACCAAACAAACUGUACCAUUAAAUAAUCAUUUAAAACAUGGAGUUAUUUCAAUUGAUGGACUUGAUGCAAAUAUAAAUGAUUCAAAUAAUCAAUUGGCAAUCAAACAACAAAUCAAGCUGAACCGAUUCAAUGUGGGCCCAGACGGGGGCUCAUCAAGUCUUGGCCCUGAUGUUAGUCCUCCAACUAGCCCUCCAGAACCUACACCUGUAGCCCCUGUUUAUAAAGUAGUUACACGUAACCAUGUCAAGAAGUCAGACAGCGGACAGCAAACCGAGUUAAAUAAUUCAAGCUUAAGGCAAUCUUCACAAUGGAAGAAGUAUAUUGAAGCUGGCAAAAAUGCAGAACAAAUUAGAUCAAAUGAUUUUGAAAGAGUACGGGACAAACAAAGUCCAAGACGAACUGAUAAAAAACGAUCAACUGAUGGAUCUCGUGAAGACUUGCAUAGCAUGGACUAUAUGGAAAGAAAGUCCAGGAGUGACAAAACUAAAGCUCGAGGUAGUGUCCCUCAAAGCUUUGGUUAUGUUAAACGAUCCACAUCCAGCUCCAAUGGUAAAGGUGACCCAAGAACAGCCCAAGUUUCAGCUGUUCCUAGGACUAAAGUGAAAGUUUCCGGCGGUACUCAAACUGAUAUGAAGACAUACUCAGUAAGUGGUCCAAGUGCUACUCAACUGUCACAAAGUGUCAGGGAACGACUUAUGGCAAAUCAAUCUGAACAAGAAGCUAAAAUUGGUAGCCCAUAUGGAACAUGGAUGAGACACAGUCCUGUUCCACCCCACUAUACAGCUUCUCUGCCUUCUAGGACUGGUGCUAUAGGAGGUAUGAUUGAAGCUGAAAGCAUUGAAUCACUUCCUGCACAACUACAUCAUAGAGCAAGUUUAACCCAUUCAAGAUUAAUGACUUCUGCAUCUCCAAAUACUAGCCCAUCACCUAACCAGGCAAAUAGAAUAUCAAGGAGCAACAGCAUCAGCUACCUAAGAGAUCGGACAUUUCCAAGAUCAACAAAGUCAGAAAAACUAUAUCCGUCUAUGUUGCAACGUUCAGAUGAUCCAGAUUCAUACUACAGUAUACCUUAUGCAUCUUCUAAUCGGUCUGAACAUCGCACUUAUCCCCAUGCAUCACAACCAACUAGCCCAACACCAGUUAGUCGUUAUAAUUAUCAAUCUCCUCAACCGAACCAUAGAUCAGUGAUUUCAUCACCAUAUGCUGCUUCUAUAAUGAGUAAAAUCAAUACAAAAGAUGAUGAUGCACACGGAUCAGCUUUGAGUCUGAUAUCAACGGGAUCAUCAUCUUUGUAUAGUGGAAUGGGAGCAGAUGAAAAGCAUGCACAAGAAGUCAGGCGUUUGAGAAGAGAUUUAAGUGAAGCACAAGAUAAAGUUCAUACAUUAACGAGUCAAUUAUCAACAAAUGCGCACGUGGUGUCUGCUUUCGAACAGUCUUUAUCGAACAUGACUCAGAGGCUGCAACAGUUGACCGCCACGGCUGAGAAAAAGGAUCACGAGCUGCACGAACUGCGUCAAACGGUCGAGAUGUUGAGAAAACAGGGCGCCACUGAUUCAGGGGCGAUUCAUGCGAAUGGCGGCGGCAGUAACAACCACCAAAGGCGGCACACGAUCAAUUCCGUUGCCGAUUCUAGCACUGGUAAUAACAUUUCACGUCAACUGUCGACAGAUUCGGUUUCGAGUUUGAAUUCCCUAUCGUCGGCGUGCAGCGCGUCCAGUUCGGCACAGCAGUCCGAGGCCGACAAGAAGAAGAAAAGAGGAUGGGUACGACCAAACAUAUCCCUGCGCAGCUCGUUUAGCAAGGCGUUCUCGCGAUCCAAAAAGAAUCGCAGCAACUCGUUGUCAGAUGCCGAAGAAGCUCACAUCGCCCGAAACCAUCAGAGUGCUUUCCUAUCUGACAUGUCUGCACCGUCAUCGCCGAUGCUCAACACUCCACACUCAAACGGAUUGGGAUUUAAGAACAGCCAUUCCUCAACGACGAGUUUGUACGAUUGCGAUCGAGCAGAACACGACUCGAGUCCAGAAAUGGUUGAGCAACUGAGAAAACAGCUCAGAGAAAAAGAUCUCGUUCUUACCGACAUUAGAUUAGAAGCUUUGAGUUCAGCACACCAACUUGAAUCCUUAAAAGACACUGUGAUUAAAAUGAGGGAUGAAAUGUUGAAUUUGAAACAAGAUAAUGAAAGACUACAAAAAAUUGUAACAAAUCAAUCCCUUCAGUCCAGCUGUAGUUCUUUACAGUCUCCACCAAUAUCAAAUCACACUCAAAGUGAUGAAGGGACAGAAGCGUUAUUACCCUCAUUAGAUUCAGACGCCAUGUUGGUCCAACUUAACGUGUUCCUUGGUAGUCAUGGUAGUUACAACAAGUAUAAAGAAAAUAAGACUAAAACAUGCAUAAUAUCUGCAUUACCUAUUUCACCAAAAUCAAAAUGGGAUCUGGUUGACCACCUUGUUGUUAAGGGAUUCAAAGAUUAUGUGGAACGUAUUGAUCCGAUGACCAAAUUGGGACUUAGUGUUGACUCAAUAUGGAGCUAUCAUGUUGAUGAUAUAAUACGAUAUAUAUCAAAUACUAAAGAAUAUAAGUCUCCUGAUAAGUCCCCGUACGAAUGUAUGACUAAUGGUUCAAAUAUUUCUAUUUGUCUCAAAGGUGCAAUGCAUUCUGGAAGUUUAGACGCUUUAGCGUUUGAUACCCUCAUACCAAAAAGUAUUCUCCAAAGAUAUGUUUCUUUAUUAAGUGAACAUCAUAGAAUAAUAUUAUGUGGACCUAGCGGUACUGGCAAGUCUUAUUUAUCGAAUAAACUUUCCGAGUUCCUAGUAAUGAAAAUGGGAAAAGAAUGUAAUUCUUCAACUAUAGUUACUUUCAGCGUUGAUGAGAAAAAUAAUAAAGAUUUGCAACAAUAUUUGUCCAAAAUAUCUGAUCAAGCUGAUAAUGACUCUUCCCAAAUUCCAUGUGUUGUGAUCUUAGACAAUUUACAUAAAGCGUUGUCUUUACCAGAUGUGUUCAAUGGUUUUCAAAGUCCAAAAUGUCCGUAUAUAAUAGGAACUAUUAACCAGUCAACAUGUUCAACAACUAGUCUGCAAUUACAUCACAACUUCAGAUGGGUACUUUGUGCCAACCACAUGGAACCAAUGAAAGGAUUCCUUGGUCGUCAUUUGAGGCGUAAACUUGUAGAACAUGAAUGUCGACUUGGCCAAAGAAAUGCGCAGCUAAAACGUAUUGUAGAAUGGAUCCCUGAAAUUAGAAAUCAUUUGAAUCAGUUGCUCGAGACCCAUAGUUCGUCUGAAGUUACAUUAGGACCUAUUUUGUUUGUUUCGUGUCCAAUGGAUUUAGAAACAUCUCAAACGUGGUUUUCAGAUUUAUGGAACUAUUCUUUGGUUCCAUAUGUAAUGGACAUGAUUCGUGAAGGCAUUCGAUUGUAUGGAAAAAGAGCAGCUUGGAAAGAUCCAGCUUCAUUUGUUAUUCAGUCCUAUCCUUGGUCUAGUGCAGUGCAUAAAACCAUAGAAUCGUUCAUUAGAAUACGACCAGAAGAUGUUGGCUACGAUAUAGAACAGGAUAAUGACCCAUUGUUAAACAUGUUGAUGACUCUUCGAGAAGCAGCAAAUUACUCUAGUCCUCAAAAUGACACUGACAUGAGCUUGCCUAACAGUAAUGGAACUUUGGCAACAUUGUGAAUGUACUCAUAAAAUAUAUUUAUUUGUGAUUUUUAUAAUUUAUUAUAGUUUUUAAGUUGUGUUUACCAAAAUGUAUUACUUUUGGUAAUCGAGUCCUAAUGACGUUAUGUUUACCAAAUAAUAAUAAAUCCAAAUGUCCCAAUAUGUGGCAGUAUAUUG